Molecule: messenger RNA, 4806 nt
Organism: Sordaria macrospora k-hell
Lineage: Eukaryota; Fungi; Ascomycota; Sordariomycetes; Sordariales; Sordariaceae
Source: RefSeq, a predicted model, not a curated record
AUGGCCGCCAACUACAGCGCCCUGGGCCAAGGCGUGGAUGACGACAUCCAAGACUCGUUGGGCUAUCAUGAUGUCGCCGUGGAUGGGUCAGCGAGUAAACAAGUCGAACAUCAACAAGGCCCAACAUCAACUUUAGAGAAUACAACAAGCACAAAUACUCCGAGUGUCGAGGUCCAGCAGGCAUUAUCUCCAGCGCAGUCUCCCAGGUCUCCAGCGUUGUCGCACUCCACCGCCACCGUCAGCACGGCGACGCCAGGAACCAUGGCCACGACACCGUCCCCGUCCGCGUUUUUGUCACUGGCCGACCACACCCUUGCUCCGCUGGACGACGAAAAGACGGUUGUUCCUGGCGAUCAGGAUGGAAAUCCUGGGAAUCAUGAAAAUCAACAACUGGGUCUGGAAAGGGAUCCUCCAACCCGGCUGUUGAGCCCGGCGGGAAUCGUUAGACGCGCCAGCAGCACGAGCAGCAUCAGAUCGGCCGGGUCCAGCGCUAGCAACACUCCGUUAACCGCUGGAGCUCAGGCCCUCCUUCCACCGCCAGGCGCACCUGCCAUCCCGGCACUCGCAGAGUUGGCAGCACGCGGCGCAACCACGGUCAGCUACAUGGUCCAAUCUUACGAGGCGCUACGAGCAGCCAGGAUUGCCGCCGGAUACGAUCUGGUGCAGGUGUCGUCCAAGGCGAGUGGAGGAGAAGGACCAUCACCAUCACCAUCACCGUCGAGAUCCCGAUCCUCGUCCAUGGUUCAUCAGGAAGAUAACACCGACACCGACAACAAUAACAAUAACAAUAACAGGGGCCAGGAAAAGUCGGCUGCAGCUAACAAGGACCAAUACGACAUUAACUAUCCCAGUCCCGAUAACGAGCGUAACCAAAUUCGGCCUGUGCCGCAACCCACAGCCGCCGUCACGACAGGGGAUUAUUCCUUUUCACCAUCAACCCAAGACAACAACCAACACGACGACGUUUCUACCCCUUUAAACAACUUUUCCCUACCUCCGCCACCGUCUGCGGCUGCGACAACAGCCACGGCUAUCGCCAACACGACCGUUGUCCGACCAACGCCCGAGAGCCCAAAGAGCCCAAAAACACAGCGAUCGCGCAGCUCGACAGUAGCCCUCCAGCAGACUCCGCCGCCGAGAACAUCCUCGACCGCCAGCAUCCCCCUGAGCCACCCUACACCAGACACUAGCAAGCGAUCGCGAUCGGGUGCCUACGUCGGUAAUAUCGCUGCUCUCGAGGCCACCGCCGAACGAUUUUCCUUGACCAGUUCAAUUGAAGAGGCCAUUCGAAACGAACACGACGAACUCAAACGCAGCGACAGUCGCCGAUCGGCUAUCCUCCAAGCGACUCGCCCGAAGAACAAGUCGCCAACAUCAGACGCCGGAUCAUCCCCCAAUCGACCGCGACUAUCGACGAGCAGGACCAAUUCCAUUCGGGCAUUGAACUCCGCGGCGCGCUUGGGAGGCUACUCGCCUGGAGGUUAUGUUAUGAUGCCCAACCACUCUUUGUCGGGCGGCGCUCGCUCCGGAAGCAAGUCGGGAUCUAUUGGAGAGCUAUCACCCAAGUCCCCUCCUGUCGAGGGUGCCAGUGCCCAGAACUCCGAGUUGAUCCAAGCCGGUAAUGGAGAAGAGUUCCCAUUUGCUCGCCAUGGACCAGGGAAGAGUUCGGUCAGGGAGGCGUCAAAGAGACUUUCUCUUGCACAGAUCGCCGAGCUGGACCACCCAAUGACCAUUACCCAGGACGCCAUUGACGAAGCAGACCGUGCUGCAGCCACCGGGGCGGGCCUUCAGGACGACGACGAAGCCAUCGCAGCCCGUGCCCAUCAGCAAAUCGAGCCGCAGUAUGCAGACGAGAUGGAUGACGUGGACCUCAAUGGACCAAGCGACCCAGCACGACAGCCAAUGCUCGAUCACGGAUUCUUCGACCAGCCCACUCCCCGGUUACAACUUCACCAACCCGUCGACUACCUGCCCUACGAUGCCCAUCGGCAAUACGACGGUAGGCCACUUACCUCCGAGUCCCGCAACACCUUCCAACAAGCACACGACGCAUUCGGUGAUUUCGAUGGCGUCCACUGCGAUCCAGAUGUAGAUAACUUUGCCGGGCUCCCGCAGCCAGCAGAACCGGCUCCUCAGCCAAGGAAGCGUCGUGAGACAUUGCAACCACGACCAAAGUCCUACUUUGACCCUUCCACCGGCCAGGAAAUGCUUUACUACCCUGCGCCAGUUCCCGCGAUGCUCAACCUGCCGCCCAAGCUGGGUAAGAACACUAACGCUGCUGGUGCCCGGAACAUGCGUAGGUCUCAGGUCCUGAGUGUUAUGCAGCAGUCAUCAGUUUAUGAUGGAAGCCGAGACAACCUGCCAAUGAUGGCAGGCGGUGCGGGCGACGCACCACCUCAGCUACCUCAAAUUGAUGGCUUGCCGUUUGCGGAGGGACCGGCUGAGACAGGCGCAUUCCCGGCGCAGCAGCCAGAGCGAGAAAUUCGUCGACCGCAACGGUUGACCGAGACUGACAGGCGUAAGUCGCGCGCCACCAUGCUCAACGGUCUUCCACCUCAGCUCCGCGCGAGUGCCUUUUUUGACUUGCCGACGGCUACUACUACGCCCCACAUCGAGCUGAAGGAUGGGUCUGCUACGGCGACUUUGGAUACCAUUUUGGAUGCCUCGGCUACAGCACCCGUCAGCGCGUUUACAGACCACGCUUUCGCUGGAAAGCUGGGCCCCGAGGUGUAUGGUGUUGAGAGGAAGAGGAUCACGAAGUCGGUCACCGCUGAUCAGCUUCCCAUGGCUCCCGCUAAGACUCGCAAGAAGCUCGUCAAAAAGAAUUCGAGCAGUAAUCUGCUUGACGUCAAGGCCAACAAGGAUAGUGAUGAGGAUGAGGGAUGGACGAGCGUUGGUCUUGAUGCCGAUGAUGCUGGCCCAAGCAGUCGGCGGCCUGCCGCGACCUCUGGCCAGCACACACCAAACCCCCAGGAGGAGGAAGAGGAGGAGGAAUUAGUUGAUGGGGAGCCGGUGUUUAACGGCCCGCCCACGACACUUCUCGCCGAGUUGCAGAUGCGGAAGCAAAAGAACAAGAUGAUGAUGCGCCCCGCUGCAUCCAUCAACCCCCACGGCUUACACGCCACUUUGCUCGAACUUAAUGCCGUGGCCGAGGUGGAACGCAAGCAACGUAUUCAGAAGCGUGUCAACCUUGCUUGGGAAGAUCCUACUCAGAACUCUACACCCGAGUCCGAGGAUGAAGACGUCCCUCUUGGCAUGUUGUACGCGUCCAAGGCCGUGGGCGCCAAGGAUCCUCACUCUACCGACAUUGCCAUCCUCAUGAGCGAGGUUAACCGCCCUCUCGGCUUGAUGGAGCGUCGUGAACUGGAAGAGAACGAGCCGCUCAGUCAACGCCGCAACAGGCUCAGGGGCAGCGAAAGUCAACCGCACAUGUCGCUGAACCAGAUGCAGAAGCGCAUGUCCCACAUGACCCUGACUCCCUUCGGAGGUCCCAACGCCCUCGGCAACCGCUCGCAAUCCAGACUGACCCUGCCUUUGCAGCGCGGCUCUGCAAACGGUUCCGGACCUGUAUCCGUGGCAGGAGGUCUCGAAGCAGAAGGCAGCGACGCCGAAGGCGAAGGUGAGACCCUCGCGGCUCGCAAGGCCCGUCUAGCUGCAGAGAACCCUCUCCCGCGCACUCGUCCCGUCAGCGCCGGCUUCUCUUCCGAACUCCUCAGCGAACUUGGCUUUGACGGCAACGAAGAGAACCGUCCCACAUCCUCAUCCAAGGACUCCAAGGGCAAAGCUCCAGCCUCCGACGUCCCCGAAGAAGAAGAGACCCUCGGCCAGCGGCGCAAGAGACUCCAAGCCGAGCGCGAGGCUCGCGAGCGGGAAAUGGCCGCUGGUGCCCUCGCAGGCACCAUUCCUCAACUCGCCGUUCCCCAAAACCAACUGCGCGACCGCCGUGACUCGGCGACUUUGAUCCCCUUCGACCCCAACAUGAACAACAGUAAUUCCCGCCUCUCCAACAUCAUCCCCUUCGACCCCAAUGCCGCCAACCACGCAAACAACGCCCGUCUCUCCCGCCGCCUUUCCUUGUCAGACGUCCUCAACUCUCACCCCGUCGACUCCGCCCUCGGCAACAUCAACCCAGUCGAACAAGAACGUCUCCGCCGCGAAGCCGAAGGUCUCCGUCAACAGCGCGCGCAAGAAGCCAAGAUGGCUGCCAUCCGCGCGCAGAUGCCGCAGCAGCUUGCUCAACCUGCUAUCGGCGCGAGGACAGGCGGGUUUAUGGGCGGGAUGUAUAACGGUGGCGGUGUCGGUAACCGUUCUAACCCUGCGCUUGGUCAGGGACUGGGAAUCGGGUUCGAUCCCAAGGCUAAUGCUAUUCAGCCCAGAGGACUGCUCGCGCAGCAGCAAGUUAUGGAACGGCCGCUGGCUGCGGCCAGGAGGGCUAGUACUAUGACUGUUGGUGCGCCUCAGUAUGGUGCUGGCGCUGGUGUAAGUGCGCAGUAUGGUAUGGGUGGUGGUUAUAUCCAGCCGCCGCAGCAGUAUGGUGCUUAUGGGCAACCGGUUAUGGCUCCCAUGCAGAUGCAGAUGCCGAUGGCCAUGGGUAUGCCAAUGGGUGGUGCCGCUGCUUCUAGCUAUGGUGCUUAUGGCGGCGUGCCGAUGCAGUUCCAGACGGGACAUGGACAACAGAUGAUGGGACAGAUGCCCAUGGGACAGAUGAUGCCGCUGCCCAGACAGAUGGGCAUGGGAAUGGUACAGCAGCCGGGGCCUGGAGGCGUCGAUAUGGUUGAGAGGUGGAGGCAGAGUGUUAUGCCUUAG